AUGGCUGUUUUUUUAGCCGGCCACCUGCUUAACGCCAUCCACUCCUGGGGAACCCAGUUGUUUUCAAAAGGGAUAAAAGUUAAGGAAAAUUAUGGCAAGCUUAUAAUACUGUCUGUGAUAGCAUGCAGCUAUGGUGACAAAUUAGACAGGACUUAUUUGCCGCCUGAGAGCGCAGGCACCGCUGGAGGCAGUCCAGGGUCUAUAGCAGCUCCAGGCACUGAAACUGAACUUGGUGUGCCUAAGGGUACAAUUUUCGGUUCAUCGGCCAGUCAGCCUUCAGGCCCAUCAUCGUUCGGUCAGCCAUCAGGCACAUCGUUCGGUCAGCCAUCAGGCACAUCGUUCGGUCAGCCAUCAAGCCCAUUGUUCGGUCAACCUACAGGGUCUGCCGUCGGGCAACCAUCAAGUCCAUCGUUCGGUCAACCUUCAGGCCCUUCGUAUGGUCAGACUCAAAGCCCUUCGUACGGUCAGCCUUCAGGCCCUUCGGUCGGUCAACCUUCAGGCCCCUUGCUCGGUCAACCUGCAGGCCUUACGUUUGGUCAAGCAUCAGGUCCAUCAAUAAGUAAAUUUUCUGAAUCUUCUUUCGGACAAGGCCAAAACCAAGCUGGUCCUCAAUCUGGAUCGACUCAACCUGGCCAACCUGGAGCUGUAACAACCGGUUCUCAAUACAACCAGGCUGGUGAUUCAGCUGGCGCUGGUACCCCAGGAUUUUCUCAAGCAGGAAGCGAAUUAAACAGCGCUCCUGGAUUCAGUGGUCAAUCUCAAAUACCUACUUCCUAUAAUGGACCAUCUCAACCUGAUCGUGCACGUGCCUCGAUCGACAAGAAUGCUGAAAUUUUACAUUAUGAGAACAACAUUGAUGGGGACACAUUCGCUUACAGCUUCGAAACGUCGAAUGGAAUUGCAGCUGAUGAAGCAGGUGUAGCUACUAAUGGUGUCCGGGCUCAAGGGGGUUUCUCAUACACUGGUGACGAUGGUCAGUUCUAUAGCGUGAGGUAUACCGCUGACGAGAACGGGUAUGUCCCUCAGGGUGAUCAUCUGCCGACUCCUCAUCCUAUACCUGAAGAGAUUUUGAAGUCUUUGGAAGAGAAUGCAAGAGCUGCUGCAGCUGGUACUCAAGAAGGUGCUUACAAUCCGAAUGAAGACUCAAACCCGGAUAACAGUGCGUCGUAUCCCGGCAUUGGCUCUAAUGCAUACCAACCUGGUCAAGGUUCUGUUUCUCAGUACAGCGGUUCUGAUACCUCGUCAGUUACGGGAAGGCCUCAAGAUGGUCAAGAAUUUGGUUCUAAAUAUAAUACUCCCGCUGCAUCUUUAGGACCUCAAGGCAGUCUGGGAACUGGUGCUCCGCAAUAUAAUGCCCCCACAUCGUCUCUGACUAACUACGCAAGACCCGGAUCAUCAGAAAAUCAACUUUCAGGCUCUCCGUACGGUACUUCUGGAACAUCACCUACUACUUCAAAGCCUGGAUCGCAAGACGGCAAUUCACCUGCUUCUCAGUAUACUGGUUCUUUCGGACCAGGUUUAUCGUCUCAAGUCGUCAAUGGUAUCCCUACGGGUGCCAUUAAUUUGGGCGAAAGAGGCUCCACAAAACCUGGAGCUCAAUCAUUUUCACAAGAUCGUCAAACGCGUCCCACUCAAUAUGGUACUCCUAUUUCAUCUUCAUCUCCAAAUUUCCCGGCUCAAGGUCAAUCUUCCUUAAUGAAUAAUGUUCCAUCCUUUGAUUCGUCUUCAGGUACACAAUCAGGAUUUCCUAAACAGUUCAACAAAUCUCCCAUAUCUCAAACUGGUGCCUUAACCGGUUCCUCCUAUGGUUCGAAGAGGCCAUUUGAAUCUCCAGAUUUUCCAUCUCAAAAUGGCGCUCAAUCGCCCACAUCGCAGUCUGGUGCUUUUCCUACCUUUGGAUCUGGCUCCUUGGGCCAAAGUUCUGGAUAUCAGUACAGUAGUCCCAGUGCCUUUUCUGCUGGUACAAGGCCUGGAACUCAAAAAAAUCCAUCACCAGUAAGCGCCUCUUCUGCCCCUCAAUUUGGAACGUCUGCAGGAACACCUUUCGGCUCUAAUGGUCAAAUUAAACCCCAAGAUGUUUCUUCAGGAACGAUUUCAGGUUCUGAAUCUUCCAGACCCUAUGACAGUACAGCUACUUCUCAAUACAAUGGACCAAUUUCAUCAUUUUUAAGACCCAAACCAGAAGUUGACACAUCUCCUACUACUCAAUACCAAACCCCAGCCGGAUCACCUUUUGGUGCCACAGGGCUAACUGGUAGCCAGUCUCCUACUUCUCAAUACACCACCCCCGGCACAUCUCCAUUGGGUUUUAAAAAGCCUGGAUCCCAAACAGUCCCAUCUUAUGCUAGCUCAUCUCCUGCUUCUGAAUACGACACCUCAGCUGGAUCAUCUGUAGGUCUUGGAGCUUCUCGACCAGUUAGUGGUCAAUUAUCUACUUCUCAAUACAACGCGCCAUCUUUAAGUACAUUUGGUUCUGUGAACACCAAUUCUCAAGAUUUUUCUAAUCGUCAGUCUGGGGUAAGUCAACGUCCGCAAUUUAACUUGUCUGGUUCUUCUGGUUUCUUUAAACCAACUAUUUCUGGUGCCGAAGGACAAAUCAGCCAAAAACAAGACGAAUCUGGAUACAAGUAUUCCCGACCCCAAACUCAGUUUGACCAACAAAGAGGAAAACUGUCUGGUUCAAGAUUUAGACCUUCGGAUACUGUUGUAUCAUCAAAACCUGUAAACAAAGAAACCGUUAUUGGUAGUGGUCUACCCCGAGAUAGUUACAAUCCUUCAGGCUCUACUCCUAAAGGAACUUCUAAUGCAUCAGGGUUUCCGAAAUUCCAAGCGUCUUCAAGUCAAGAUUACCCCGCAGGUCAAUCUCUGACUAACAGUCAAGACUCUCCCUUCUCCGGUACCGGACAAUACUCAUCGACAGGUCUUGGCUCUAAGCCCACCGGUUCUACUUUCCCUAGACGAGACAACGCUGUUGGAAACACACCUACAUAUCAGUCGGGUCAAAUUACCACAUCAAAGUCUCCUAUGCUUGGCUCUGCUCCUUACCAGUAUAAUCGUCCAGAGUCUCAAGGACCUGGACAGAUAGGUUAUAAACCAACCUUUGAAUCAUCAGGAGAUAAAAGACCUGGACAAAUAGGCUCUCAGUCAACCUUUGGAUCAUUAGGGCAAGAAAGACCUGGUCAGGUAGCUUAUCAAUCAAACUUUGGAUCAUCGGAACAGAAAAUACCUGGACAGGUAGGCUCUCAGCCAAACUUUGGGUCACCAAGUCAAGAAAGACCUGGACAGGCUGGCUAUCGGCCAACUUUUGGGUCGUCAGGACAGGAAAAACCUGGACAAGUAGGCUAUCAACCUACCUUCGGAUCGUCACUACAAAAACUACCAGGGCAACUUGGGUCUCAACUUAGCAAUGGCCCAUCAAAAGACGAAAGGCCUGGACCUAGACAGGAGGGCUCUCACUCCGGAUACGAAUAUUCAAAACAGAAUAAGCCUGGUCAAACAGGAUCUCAGUCUAGUUUUUCACCUUCGUUCCAGGAUGUACCUAAUCAAACAGGUACACAACCUACCUUUGGUUUUUCAGGACAGGACAGACCUACUCAGAGCACCAACCAGCCUAGUUUCGGUUCUACAGGACAACAACAGCCCGAUCAAAAAGGAUUUCCAUCUGGCUCUGGUACUUUAGGACCUAAAAGGCCUGGUCAAGCAGGAUACCAAUCACCCUUUACCUCAUCACGCCAGGAUAGACCCGGUCAGUUUGGAAAAGGAAUGCCAACUGAGGACUUCAAUGGACCUCGUCAACCACCAAGUUUCAGUCCCGAGGAAGGUUAUAAAUACUAA
Molecule: messenger RNA, 3834 nt
Organism: Arctia plantaginis
Lineage: Eukaryota; Metazoa; Arthropoda; Insecta; Lepidoptera; Erebidae
Source: the annotation of a GenBank genome assembly